CUUAAAAAGUAAAAACCUCAACUUUGAUUCUUCUGAUUCUUCGAAUCUGAAGAAAUUUCAAAACUUUUUGAUUUUGAUGGGUUGUUCAACCUCAAAGCUCGACGAUCUUCCAGCGGUGGCGCUUUGUCGUGACCGUUGUAGCUUCCUUGAAGCAGCGAUUCAUCAACGUUACGCUUUAUCAGAAGCUCACGUAUCCUACACACAAUCCUUAAAAGCAAUCGCUCACUCUCUUCACCAAUUCAUCAAUCAUCACCACCUUGACGACGAUUCUGAUUCACCCAAGAAAGUUAAACCCAAUAUGGAUUCUGGGUCGGGUCAUCUCGAUUUCGAUUCGGAUUCUGACGACGAUGAUGAUAUUGAUUCGUUGCAUUCGUCUCCUCUGCAUCAUCAUUUAGACGAUGACUCGAAUUCGAAAUCUUAUUUGCAUAUGAAUUAUAUGAAGAAUAGUUCGAUACCUCCUUCUGUGGUUUAUGAGCAGAGACCUGUGAGUCCUCAGAGAGUUUAUUUCGGUGAAUCAUCAUCAACCUCUGAGUAUUACAAUCCAUAUCUGAAUUCGAGAUUGCCUCCGGCGCCACCAUCGCCGCCGAGGGAAAAGGUUUGGGAUUUCUUAAACCCUUUUGAUACUUAUUAUACUCCGUACACUCCUAGUCGUGAUUCGAGAGAGUUAAGAGAGGAAUUGGGUGUUCCGGAUUUAGAGGAAGAUGAUGAGGUUGUGAAGGAAGUACAUGGGAAACAGAAAUUUGUGGCUGUUCCCGCCACCGUGGAAGAGCCGAUAGGUAAAUCCGGUGCUAGCACUAGCGGUGGAGGAGGAGGAGGUCAGGCUUCUUUGUAUCAGACGAGGCCAAGUGUGUUAGUUGAGAAAGAAGAAAUGGAGCAUGAGGUUCAUGUUGUGGAGAAGAAAGUUGUUGAGGAUGGUGGAGGUGGGGAUGAGGCGAGGAAGAGUAAUGCUGCGGUUGCGCGUGGUGGUGGUGGCGGUGGCGGUGUACGGCGUGGGGUGCCUGAGGUUGUGAAAGAGAUAGAAGUUCAGUUCUUGAGAGCUGCAGAGUCAGGAAAUGAGAUUGCAGUGAUGCUUGAAGUGGGCAAGCAUCCUUAUGGUCGCAAACAUGUUUCAUCGAAGAAGCUGCAUGAGGUUACCUCAUCACCGUCUGUGGUUUCGUCAGCUCAAUCAUCAACCUCCAAGAAAGCUAAAGCUGAAGCCUCUUCUUCAGUGGCUGCUCUUACUUACGCAGACAUUGAGGCAGAGCUUGCUUUAAGGUCUCGUAAUCUUUCUUCGACAUUGCACAAGCUGCACCUUUGGGAGAAGAAGCUUUACGAUGAAGUUAAGGCCGAGGAAAAACUGCGUGUAAACCACGAGAAAAAGUUAAGGAAGCUGAAGCGUAUGGAUGAAAGAGGUGCCGAGGAUCAAAAAGUAGAUUCAACUCGAAAAUUAGUUAGAAGUAUGUCCUCAAAGAUAAGGAUUGCGAUUCAAGUGGUUGACAAAAUAUCAAUUACAAUUAACAAGAUAAGAGACGAAGAACUAUGGCUGCAACUCAAUGAAUUGAUCCAAGGGCUUAGCAAAAUGUGGAAAUCCAUGCUUGAGUGCCAUCAAAGUCAGUGUGAGGCUAUUAAGGAAGCCAGAGGUUUAGGCCCCAUUAGAGCGAGCAAAAAUCUUGGUGACAAUCAUCUCGAGGUAACAAGGACGCUUGGGCUUGAUCUUAUAAAUUGGAUUGUGGGAUUUUCGAGUUGGGUUAGUGCGCAAAAGGGUUUUGUACGAGAGCUGAAUAGUUGGCUUAUGAAGUGUCUUUUCUAUGAACCUGAGGAAACUCCCGAUGGAAUCGUUCCUUUUUCUCCUAGUCGUAUUGGGGCUCCAUUGAUUUUUGUAAUCUGUAACCAGUGGGAACAAGCUCUGGAUAGAAUAUCAGAAAAGGAAGUUAUCGAGGCUAUACGCCGUUUCACAACGAGUGUGCUUCAUCUUUGGGAACAAGAUAGGUUAGUAACCCGGGAGAGGAUGAUGGGGCAUGGUGAUCCAAGGAAUAUGGACCGGGAGGAACUGAGAAUACAGAAAGAGAUUCAAGAAUUGGAAAUGAAAAUGGUUCUGGUGGGUCCAGGCGAGGAUAACAUUGUCUACCAAAGCGACACUAGUAACGAGAGUUUACAGGGUAGUCUUCAACGUAUAUUUGAAGCUAUGGAGAAAUUUACAGAGGAAUCUCUGAAAGCUUAUGUAAAUCUCUUGCAUCGUGCUGAAGAAGAAGAAUGCGGCUCUCCGGAAACAGAUGAAGAAGACUAAUGGAAAACCGUGGAGGAAAGUAUCACAUGACCAAAAAAGUCAUCAUAGAGUUGUGAGGCUUAAGACAGCUAAUUUAUGCUUGGCCAUGUUGCAUGAUCAGCCAUAACUCAGCUCUGCGUGGUCUGAAGACCGGAGUACCAGACCAGAUUCAUGUAUGACUGGUAUUUAAUGCACUGGGAAGUUAACAAAUCAUCUUCCCCAGA
Arabidopsis arenosa is the source of this 2469-nucleotide messenger RNA. The record is from the annotation of a GenBank genome assembly. NCBI's taxonomy places the organism in Eukaryota, Viridiplantae, Streptophyta, Magnoliopsida, Brassicales, Brassicaceae.